ACUGUUCUCUACUGUUCUGCACCUCAUAUUCGCCGCGCAAACUCAUGCCUCGCAGUCGCAGUCCUCCGAAUAGUAAUUGGUAUUGGAAGACGCGGGAUCCUACAAACGUGCGGCUGAUGAGCAUUCCCUUGGCUGUACAGGAGUACUUGCACAACCAGCUGCUGCAGUUAUCGAGUGAGACCUGCUCAACCGUGCGAUUGUCCUUGCUGGUGGGUGAGGAUUUGCGGACUCAGACACACAAUGUUCGUCUUGCACGGAAAGAAGCCUUGUUGCAGAGUUUCCCUGCUUUGUUCACUGGGCCGCAUGGUGCAAUGCUGUGCGCCGAGGCAUGGUUGCCGAUAUACAUCGUCCAGGCGAAUAUUCCUCAUGCAAACCUGAAACGCACGACCUAUAACACAGAUUUUGAGGUUUGCGCCGUUCUUUGGUCACAUUCGUCUUAUAUUACAGGCCUCUCGUUUUAUAACAAUCAUCUCAAUCCGUCAACACAGUUCUCGCACUUCGUCGUGGAUGGAGCAACCACACGUAAUCUAUCGGAAAAUCCAAAUACACCAAGGAGAGGAGAUGGCUUCAUUCGUGCAGGGCAAUACUUGUUUCAGCAGGUAACGAAAGGUAAAAAGCCAGACGACAUGAUGCAUGGACUCUCGUUCAGAGUGGGACACCGCAUUGGCCGUUUAGAAUGGCAUAGCGGUGUAUCUGGCCUCCCUGAACAAGUGAGAGUACAUGCAGACAAAUUCGGGCCUAAUGUAUCGAAGGUCCCAACCAAUGAAAACCCUGACGAGGUGGUGAUCACUAUCCUAGGGCUUCCCGGCAAUCUGGCACCUGAGGAUGUAUUUCCGGGUGUCUUCUCCCUUGUCCCUCCACAGACGUCCUGGUGUAUUCUAGGGCGCACCCCUCAGAGUCCCACAAUCUACUUCUACAAGCCAUCUCAUCAGCUUUCCCCACCUGGCCAGGGCUCUCCUGUACCAGCUGCAUUCUAUCGAAAGCACUUGCUCGUCUCGAAUGGACCUGCUGUGAACAGACUCGGAAUAAAUUACAUUGGCAGUCUCCCAACCACCGCUGACAGAAGUACGGUGAUCACGAGUGGGCACCUCUUCACCGAGUACAAGCGUCAUCUCUCUGCUGCAGUCGACCUCGCUUUCCGCACAAUUCCCGACCUUGCCGUCGAACUGGCGAUAGAUAUUUUAACGGAUCGCAACGCUCCUGAUAGCGCCAGUAUCGGUCGUGUACUGAAUCCAUCUGAUGAUGAAGGCCGGGAUGCCUAUCGAGUCGCCUUCAGCAAGGCAUUACAGCAGGUUGCGCAUAAAUCGCUGACCGAUAACCUCACGCCGUACCCAUUCUGUGGAACAGGGCACGACCUCAUCAAGGAAUUGGGCUUGCUUCCCAUCCCUGUUGCACCACAUAUCAGGAAGAUCCUCGAGAAAUCGGGGGCAUUCCCUGACAUCACCGUACAUGCAGAAUCGGUCUUGCUGCGAGCGCCACUACAUCGGGAGACCACACAGGGAGCAGACCAUUUGCGGUCAGCUCUGGGCUUGAUGAAAGGUAUCAGCAGGGCAGAGGUUUCGAUUCGACAAUAUCACCAUUCUAAGCCGACCAUCGUUUGGGACAAGGCGAGCGAGCAAUUUGUCAUGGGUGUCCCGCCGAUGUGUGCAGAGCAUCAGACGAGGAAUUGUUUGUGUUGGGUUGGUCCCUAUCUGGCUGAUGCUGUUGUGCAUUAUAAUUCCCGGCAAAAUAAACCUGUCGCUACAUCGUCGACUGCUGAGAUGUUCCGUGCAUAUCUGCAGAGUAUGGGAGCCGUCAAUUAUAUGCAUGAUUCUGCGGAGAUCGAACGGAAGGACGGGCCGAUAGUGAAUGGCUGCAUACAAGCAGCUCAAGAGCCUACUCCCAAUGUGGACGACGACGAAAUUGAUUAUUUGCCACUUCAGAAAACGACACCUCCGGUGGGUGAAGAUGGUCCGCGUACACCGCAGUUCUCAUCGCAUGCUGCGAGCCCAUCGUCACAGUUGGAAAUGAGCAUUUCUUGUGAUUCGGACCUAGUAAAGCCCCGCGGAACAUCAGAUCAGACAGCUUCUGCGGAGACCAUGCCAGCGACUUCAGCAGAAGGAACGAGUUCAGUCGAUGGUCUCCCUGAUCUGGUUUCCCUCGAGGAUUUGUUCCAAGACAUGAGGAGCCGGGUUGCGUCCUACGUCCAAGCAGAAUCAAGAAAGGGACAAACACAAAUCGAGGAACAACGCAGGGCAUUAGCAGCUGAAGUGCGAACUCUUCGAGCCAAGCUAAUGGAGGUUGAUAACGAGCACAUAGAGCAUUUCCGAGUCAUUGCAGAGAAAGACGAAGCUCUGAUGAGCCGCAACCUGGACCUGCAAUGUAAAGAUGAGAUGAUACGCGUCCGAGAAACGCGCAUCCAGCAGCUGAAGCAUUCACUACGGGAACACGCGUCUCGAAUCCGGGGGCUCGAAGACGACUUGAAACGCUGGGAGGAAAAAGAAAAAACAUACUCGCAGGCUCUGCGGACGGAGAUCGCUGGGUUGAAGAAACGCUUAUCGCUUUUAUUCAUGGGUUCGAGUCAACAGGACAACGAAUCGGAUGAAGAGGGGAUGCAGGCGGGACCUUCGCGGAAGAGAACGCGCUCAGGUUGAGCAGAUGCCAUUGGAGAUUUCGAAGUGAUGAUUCAACGGGUUGGUUCCGAUAGUCUCCAUCUCAUAGCUUGGGCAACGAACGUUUGCAUUUCAGAGGAGUGUGUCAUUAUAUCGCAUGCAAACAUUCAAAAAACCCAUGUACAGUAUCAGAUGCUUCGCAUGUGCACGUGUGUAUAUUACAGAGGAUGUAUACGUACAGAUAACAGUGAUACCUAGACAAAAGUCCAACGCUGUCGACAAACACCUCACUUGGCCGCUGGUGCUAUGUAAUCCCGGGAAAGGUCGAUCUGGCCCCUCAGGUGCGUGUUCGUGAUGCGCACCUGCCGAUACCGUGGUGCGGACCUCUUGCCCUUCUUCUUUGUCGCAG
Molecule: messenger RNA, 3000 nt
Organism: Laetiporus sulphureus 93-53
Lineage: Eukaryota; Fungi; Basidiomycota; Agaricomycetes; Polyporales; Laetiporaceae
Exons: 3
Coding region: 45-2633 (862 amino acids)
Source: RefSeq, a predicted model, not a curated record